GCUGUUCGACUCCAGCGGUGCGUCUGCAGCAGCAGCAGCUCACCUGCCUGUCUGUCUAUGUAAUAGUGUGUGUGUGUGUGUGUGUGUGUGUGUGUGCCGCUCACUGUACCGACCCAAACCUGGACACACGUUUGAAGGAGAUCCUGCCCUCAUAUGCAGAGGCGGAGAUGAACCAAUGAGGAGGCUGCAGCAACACAACAAUAACUGUCCACUCCGUGACUAAUCUGUUGUGCUGAAGUAUCUUCUGUUAUCAUGGCGAAGAGCCCCGAGGUUAAAGUGGCUGUUUUUGGAAGAGCAGGAGUGGGGAAAUCAGCAUUGGUGGUGAGGCUCCUGACCAACCGCUUCAUCUGGGAAUAUGACCCCACACUCGAGUCUACAUACAGACAUCAAGCCAAUAUUGACGAUGAGAUGGUCAGCAUGGAGAUUCUGGACACAGCUGGACAGGAAGACUUGCUGCAGAAGGAGGGUCACAUGCGUUGGGGUGAUGGAUUCGUGCUGGUCUAUGACAUCACUGAUCGCAGCAGUUUUGAGGAUGUGGGUCCACUGCGCAGCCUGCUCGAGGAGGUUCGGAAGCCACGGCAUGUGCCACUGGUGCUAGUGGGCAACAAGGCCGACCUGGACCAUGCGCGUCAAGUGGCUACGGAGGAGGGCGAACGGCUGGCUGCCGACAUGGCAUGUGCUUUCUACGAGUGCUCGGCGUGCGCAGGCACUGCAGGCACAGCAGGCACUGCAGGCACCGUGGCCGAGGCCUUCCAUGAGUUGUGCCGUGAGGUUCGUCGUCGCCGUGCUGUCCAGGGCAAAAGCAGGCGCCGUAGCUCCACCACUCACGUCAAGCAGGCCAUCAACAAGAUGCUCACCAAGAUCAGCAGCUAGGGAAAGACGAUGUUAUGAGAGGUUGGAAAAGUGGCUAAAGGA
Neoarius graeffei (lesser salmon catfish) is the source of this 915-nucleotide messenger RNA. It is a transcript of the gene rerg, whose product is annotated as RAS-like, estrogen-regulated, growth inhibitor. The record is from RefSeq and is a predicted model, not a curated record. The transcript is spliced from 5 exons. Bases 253 to 873 code for a protein of 206 amino acids. Gene Ontology annotation, molecular function: GTPase activity; GTP binding. Lineage: Eukaryota; Metazoa; Chordata; Actinopteri; Siluriformes; Ariidae.